Messenger RNA from Lipotes vexillifer (Yangtze River dolphin), 1011 nucleotides. RefSeq names its product mitochondrial inner membrane protein MPV17 (gene MPV17). The coding region runs from base 49 to 579 and encodes 176 amino acids. Gene Ontology annotation, molecular function: channel activity. Lineage: Eukaryota; Metazoa; Chordata; Mammalia; Artiodactyla; Lipotidae. Gene Ontology annotation, cellular component: mitochondrion; cytoplasm; membrane. The transcript has 7 exons. Gene Ontology annotation, biological process: regulation of mitochondrial DNA metabolic process. The record is from RefSeq and is a predicted model, not a curated record.
GAGGGGCAGUGGGGGUGACCCCCCUCUCCUCUCGCCUUGACAGAAAGCAUGGCACUUUGGCGGGCAUACCAGCGGGCUCUGACUGCUCACCCGUGGAAAGUACAGGUCCUGACAGCUGGGUCUCUGAUGGGCCUGGGUGAUGUUAUCUCACAGCAGCUGGUGGAGAGGCGAGGUCUGCAGGCACACAAGACUGGCCGGACCCUGACCAUGGUCUCCCUGGGCUGUGGCUUUGUGGGCCCUGUAGUAGGAGGCUGGUACAAGGUUUUGGACCGGCUCAUCCCUGGCACCACCAAGGUGGAUGCACUAAAGAAGAUGCUGUUGGAUCAGGGGGGCUUUGCCCCAUGUUUUCUGGGCUGUUUCCUCUCACUGGUAGGGACACUCAAUGGACUGUCAGCCCAGGACAAUUGGGCCAAACUCCAGCAGGAUUAUCCUGAUGCUCUCAUCACCAACUACUACCUCUGGCCUGCUGUGCAGUUAGCCAACUUCUACCUGGUCCCUCUUCGUUACAGGUUGGCUGUCGUCCAGUGUGUUGCCGUUAUCUGGAACUCCUACCUGUCCUGGAAGGCACAUCGGCUCUAAGUCUGCCUCACUCCAUCAUUUCAAGCUUGCAGUGAUGCAGCUUGACCCUGGAAGGGUCAAACCACCUCCUUAAAGUGGGCACAUUGGUUUUCACAGGGUUUGGUGGCUGGUCAGAACUUAAUGGUGUUAGCACUCUGAAGUGGCCUGUUUCACUCUAAAAUGUAACCUGACUCCUACUGAAAUCACUAAAACCUUUAUAAUGGUCUUAUACCCACCACAGAGUAGGCACUCCAUAAAUACUUGUUGAACCAUAUGAUUUUGUCACCUUCAGUUUACACUCAUAUUCCAGCAAGUACCACUCAUCCCCACUCUUCAUAGACACAUCUGUUUUUCUAACCCUUCCCAGCCCUGGUCUAGCUCCACUUUUGGGGAGCCCCUCAAGCUCCUUAUAUGGUGCCUCCAUAAAUGUAUUUCUAAAUAGGUAAUCUGGAA